GCUGUUUGGAACCAUGACUGAAGAUGACGGAUACUGUUGUCGUGGAGGGACAAGUCAAAUUCAGAGAUGGAAAAAAGUGGAAGAGUAGGUGGGUCGCGCUCCGAAAGCCUUCGCCAGUAGCUGACUGCCUGUUGCUGCUGGCGUACAAAGACAAGGCGGACAAAGCCAAAGGCCACAAGGAGAGGAGCAGCGUCACUUUGGAGGACAUCUGCGGCCUCGAGCCCGUGCUGUCCUAUGAGGGCAUCACCUACACCCUGGCCAUCCUGUGCCAGACGCAGGCCGUGAUGCUGGGGUUCGAGAGCAGGGACACUCUGCUGGCCUGGGAUGCCCGGAUCCGUUACAGCCUCGGGGAAGUGCACCGGUUCAGUGUGGGCGUCCUGCCUGGCACCAAGCUGGAGAGUGGCCCGGCCACCCUGCACCUCUGCAAUAACCUGCUGGGCAUCGCCCGGGACCUCCCCCCGGUCAUCCUCGCCCAAUGGAAGCUCUCUGACCUGCGCCGAUACGGGGCCGUGCCCAACGGCUUCGUCUUCGAGGGAGGCACGCGCUGCGGCUACUGGGCUGGGGUCUUCUUUCUGUCCUGCGUGGAAGGGGAGCAGAUCAGCUUUCUGUUCGACUGCAUCGUCCGAGGCAUCUCGCCCACCAGGGGGCCGUUCGGACUGCGCCCGGCCCUGCCAGACCCCAGUGCUGACCCGGUGUACAUGGAGGAGCGGCUGAACCAGGAGGCCCUGGAGCUGGAGAAACGUCUGAGUCUGCUGUCCCACUGCAGCCGGCAGAGCAGCGCAGCUUCCACAUACAGCUACAGCACUUCGGCGGCAGGGGAUGACCGCAGCAUCUCCAGCUCCUCCUCUGAGGCCAGCCACUCAGACACCAGUAUAGGGAGUCGCCUCACCAUGUGGGCGGAGCCUGUGAGCAGCCCCGCCCCUGUGGAGCCUGUGAGCCCAUCCACAGUCAAAGGCACGCUGCAAAGUGAGGAGAAGCUGUAUGCUGCGGUGGCGGGCGGAGCCAGGCCUCCAUCAAAGCCCCCCCGCUCCAGGAGGCUGCAGGAGAUUGGCCGCCAGAGCUCCUCGGACAGCGGCAUCGCCACGGGGAGCCACUCCUCGUAUUCCGGAAGCUUCUCCUCUUACGCGGGGAGCAUCGACACCUCUCAGGGGGACGAGUUCGGGUCCCUGGUCAGCCUGCCUCUGAACCUCGCCUCCGACUACGCCCCGUGCACCUGCCCGCCCUCUGAGCCCCCUCGGGGCACGGGAUCCGAGUACCAGGUACCCAGCUCGCUCAAGCACCUCUAUGACACGCCCAGGAGCCUGUUCCCGGGCACGCCUCCCAAGGACCAGGUCUCCUCCUAUCCCCUCCUGGCUUCAGGGGCUGACCUCAAGGGAGCCUCCCCUUUGUCGAGCUCAGCCUGGUGUCAGGAGCUGAGCGGAGCGUUAGGCGAGGCGGGCACGGACCCUAUUCCAAAGUGGACGGCCCCGCAGAGGCAGGGCCAGGCGCUGGACUCCCGGAGCGGCGAGACGGCGCCCUCUGUUGGCGGCUCCGCUGACCCCUGCGAGAUCUGCAGCCCCCAGCCUGGGAUUUCAAGUGGCCUCUCAGCAGAGGGGAGCAGGUGCAAGGAGGGAGGGAACGGCCAGCCAGACGUGGCGACAGUGGCGGCCACACGUCCGCUCUCGAACAUCGAGGACAGCAGCCUGUGGGAUGUUCUGAGCAGAUACAGCACCGGACGCAAGACGCUGUCCUGGAGAGAGGACAGGUCAGUACCUAAGAAGACCAAUAUGGAGAGGGAGGACCGGGAGGUCAGUGGCCACUCAGCAACAGAAGAUGACAAAAAGCCCAAGAGAAAGGAGGAGAAGUGCAGAGCAGAUAUCGCAUAUGAGAUCAUGGAAGGACGAGGGGUGGAGAAGGCCUCAGAGGCGGAAGAGAGAAGCAGGAGCUUGGAGCUGACAGGCGGCCGUGGGCAGCAGAAGGUCUUCGGUGAGGCAGAAGAUCCUAAAGGGAGCUAUGAGCUGAUGGUGUCCACUGUUGACGUGCCGAAGAGAUUUGAACCCGCGCCAGGGGAAUAUGGGGCCGCCUUUGUGUUCCCGGCCGAGGCGUUGGCGUUGGCGGCGGCGCCAGACAGGCCCCGCGGCGACGGGGUGACCUACGUUAAUAUUCCCGUCAGCCCCACCUCCAAAAAGCAGCUCCACUACAUGGAGCUGGAGCUGCAGGAGCCUGGAUCGGGAGUCAGAGGUAACGCUAUCCACCUGCGUAGACAUAGAGGGGGCUCAACUAAAUACGCGCAGAUAGACAUCACGGCCACGGAGACGGCACACAGGGUGGGGACCCAGCAUGCACAGGGGCGCGAGGAGAGGCUACAGGAGCUGGAGCAGAAGAGGAAGGGGGCCCAGCCGUGACACGCCCGCUCACCCAGAAUGCCUUUCCCCCAGCACCGGACCCCAAGCGACAGUAACGGUCCUCGAGCCCCC
Messenger RNA from Megalops cyprinoides (Indo-Pacific tarpon), 2456 nucleotides. It is a transcript of the gene dok7, whose product is annotated as docking protein 7. Gene Ontology annotation, biological process: positive regulation of protein tyrosine kinase activity; neuromuscular junction development. The record is from RefSeq and is a predicted model, not a curated record. Lineage: Eukaryota; Metazoa; Chordata; Actinopteri; Elopiformes; Megalopidae. Gene Ontology annotation, molecular function: protein kinase binding. The transcript has 13 exons. Bases 24 to 2384 code for a protein of 786 amino acids.